CCUCAUUUUUCUUAUACCCAGUGUGAUAUCACAGGCUAACCAGCCUACAGUGUUUCUAUCAUCAGCAAAUACAUAGAACUGGCAAACAUGGAUGGCGACAAUACAACAAGUUCCCCGUCGAUUGACCCUAUCGAUAUCUCGAACGGUACCUGCUUUUACGCAAUUGAUUCGCCUGCGAAAAAGGACUAUAUCCCCUGUGGAAACAUUGCGGUCGGAGUCGAUUGGGCGUGCUGUGUCGCCGGGGACAUUUGUCUCGGCAGCAGGGCGUGUUACCAUUACCAUUUUGACAUCACCUACGUGGCCGGCUGCACUGACCCCAAGUUCGGCUCCCCCAACUGCCCGCACAAAGGCCAGUUCAGCAGCCAGCAAUGGGCGGGACUACAGCGCUGUGACCCAGACGACAGUAUAUGGGCGGGCUGCCCAGACACAGGAGAUAUUCCUGGCCUGAAGCCGCCUGCCAAGUGCACAUGCGACCCGGCCUCAGAGCUCUUCACCGACAAGCCCAAGCUCGACAACAUUGCCCUGCUCCCUACCAGCAGCGGCGGAUCCAUCUCGUGGUACCCCGGGAUGAGACCAACGAUAGAUAGGGCGGGCAAUUCAACGCCAGCGCCGACGUCUACAGGACCCUCCACCGCUUCAGGCUCUACCGUGCCAUCAACCUCGUCAUACCCCGGCAGCCCCAUCGUCGCCUCCCCCGACACCCCCAGCCCUUCCACCGUCCCCACCACCACCGGCUCGACCCUCUCCGUCGCCACACAGGCGGGCAUCGGCCUCGGCGUAGGUUUCGGCGCGGUGCUGCUAGGCUGUCUCGUGUACCUAGGCCUGCUCCUCCGCAAGCGCAAGAACAUGCGACAACAAGGCAACCCCUUCCUAAUCGGCGACGCAUCAUCGCCCCCAUAUCCUCACCAAACCCCUUCUUCCGAAUUUCAGAGAGACGUCUUGCAAAACGGGCUGCUGAUAGCAGCAACGCCGCCCCCGCCGCAGCCGGGCGGCCUCGGGCACGCGUAUGGAUUCAAGCCCGAGUUACCGGCCGACGAGCCUAAGCGCGCGAGCCCGGCGGCCACUGCACCAUCGCAGCUACACCCGCCCCAGCCCCCAUCUGUACCUGCAACUGCACCCGCGCCGCUCUCUGGACCGAUGGCCCAAAGCCACGCGCCGCGACACGGCAGCACGCAGCUACCGCAGUCGCCGUCGUCGCAGCAGCGCCAGUUCAAGGCGUAUAACCCGCUGCUGCACGGGGACUACGCUGGGCAGCGGGCGAGUAGCAGUAAUAGCAUUGGCAAUAAUGACACCAGCAACGUCACUAACAACCACAACAACAACAACAAGAAGAAGAGCGAGAACGAGAACGAAAACGAGAAUAGCGAGAACAACGAGGCCAAGGAAAAAGAUGAAAAGGGGGUAGGAGGGCUGCAGGUAGCGGGGACGAAUGCUGGAAGCCCGCUUAUAUCCCCGCUGAGCCCGCGGUCACCGAUGGGGUUCCCCUCCUCUUCGCUGCGGGCGAGUGAUGGUGGUGGCGGAGGCGGAGGCGGGAUCGAGAGGGCGGAGCCGUCGCCGGUGUCGCCUGCUGCUCCGCCUUCCUUGUAGCGUGAGGGGCGUGGAGGAAGGGGAUACCGGGGCUAGAGUUCUGGAGUGCUGAGGCUGUGGAGGGUGAAGGAGAUAAGAUGGAAGGGAUUAGGGAUUAGGGGGAGGGGGAGGAAAAGGGGGGGGGGCAUUACUCGGAGUUCAGGGCCUUCGCUUCGUCCAUGGUUCGUUUGCCUUUGCGUGUGUUGUGUGUUACCUACGCGUUGUGCUUUGAUUACCCCCUUUGGCAACAAAUGGCCAGAAUUUCGUGAGGUUUUAUCUAUUGAUUUAAACCUACUUGCUUGAUUUGUCACCCAGUGAUGGUAGAGAGGCUCGUCGCGUGUCGUGAUUAAUCAAGGAGAAAGAAAAGAGGAAGAAGAUGGGUGGAUUGAUGCAGGAUUGAUGGCGCUGACUUGACUAGUACGGAUAGCUGCAUGAUUCGCUACUACAGUAGCUCAAUAUCGAUCUGGCUUUGAUGAAUUAAGCUGUAUUGAAGCAUAGGCUCUAGUUAUAUUUUAAGUGCAUAUUCGUAU
Hypoxylon fragiforme is the source of this 2096-nucleotide messenger RNA. RefSeq lists its product as uncharacterized. Bases 88 to 1587 code for a protein of 499 amino acids. The record is from RefSeq and is a predicted model, not a curated record. Lineage: Eukaryota; Fungi; Ascomycota; Sordariomycetes; Xylariales; Hypoxylaceae. The transcript has 2 exons.